GUGUGUCACCAUAGCGACUGUCAGGAACAAAAUGGCCACAAGCCGCUGAUGCUGUGUGCAGAGUGCGACAAAACCCUCCAUGAGUCUGGGAGUCACGAGGGGCAUCUACGAUUCGAUUUGCCACACAGGGCUAAAGUUUUCACCUCGGGGUUCCCUCACGACCUCUCCAGUCACUCUCUGCCUGCGGAAGUCACCUACCUAGAAGAGGAGGAGGGGGAGGAUGAACCGGACACCCCAGUGACCAGUGUCCAGAGGAACGACCAGGGCAUCAGACAGGUGUCUGCUGGUACCAGUAAACUGCAGGAGGGGAGCACCAAUGGUCAGAGCUCAGUGGACAUUGAAGAUGAAGGGGGAGGAAGGAUCAGUUAUGAGAGGAAAGGAUCACUGGACAGUAGAAAUGUGGGGGACCAAUCACAACAGUCAUAUGGUUCCUUGCCGAGAAUAAAACGCAAGAAAGUUGUGAAGAAGAAGUUUCAUAAUAACGAGAAACUGGAUUAUGCAGAUCCUCCACAAGAGUUGAGCAAAGCAAAGCAAUCGGAAACUCUGCAUCCCCUCAAAUUUGCCCUGCAUUCCCUAGUAGCGAACUCUUCACAGUUCGCAUUGGAGCAUUCCAUCAGUCGAGAUUGUUUCACUUUGAAGUUUGACAUGUUUGAGGAGUUAGACAUUGAAAUAGUCACAGCAGUGGCAGGCGUGACACUCAGGGAUGCCUUGUUGCCUUUAUGUGAAAAGCGAGCGAUCAUUGUGGACAAGCUGAACGUGUUCAUAGACGCCUCUCACACCCCUCUGAAACUCGAAUUUGAUACAUUCCAUCUAGGAGGGACCCAGCUCACGGUGAAAGCAAAAGAUGGAGACAGUCCAUUCAUUCCGCGGUCAUCAAUACCAACGAAGCUGGCUUCCAAGACGAGGUCAUUGGAUAAGGCGAGGGAUAAAGUGAAACCAGGCGGGCAUUACGUGAAGCGGGAACAGUCGAUACGUACUCGCACUCCCCCCGUGAUCCACCGCCGCUGCUCCCUGCAGACGCACACUUCACGUUGUCAUGCAGUUGUGCGAGCUGAGCACCCUUUGGCAAAGCUAAACCCUUAUGCCUUUAGUGAAGAUGAGGAAGAAGAAUUUCCCCCUGGCACUGACUCCCAGAUUAACAGUAGCCCCAACAACACCCUGACCGCUGCUGAUGGUCAGAAGUUACGAGGACGCACCGGUGGACGAUUGAGCUCCAUUUUGAACACGUUUGGCCUCAAAGAGACCAACAAGCAAGAGCUUCUCUCGGAGAAGUUGAAUGAGUACAGUCUGACCGGUUUGCCAGAUAUGCCAGAGCUACUGACCUUGGGUCAUCCCAAGUUUGACCAGCAGUUGUUUGAGUUGGAAGGACACUGGACAGCGUUUGUUGAUGACCCUGGGAGUCUGAGUAAGAAGCAGAAGGACCAGCAGGAGGCGCUGUGGGAGCUGCUGCACACAGAGGUGGAGUACAUCAGGAAGUUGAAGGUCAUCACAGAUCUUUUCAUGUGUGUCUUGAUCAACCUCCAAAAUGAGCAGUUACUCAAUGAGAUUGAGACAGAGAAGUUGUUCAGUAAUAUUAGUGAGAUUGCACUGGCCAACAGUCAGUUUUGGUGUGGUCAUAUGAGCCGUGUUUUAGAGGAAGCCAGGAGGAGCCGUAAACCUAUGAACCCAGGGGUCAUGAAAGACGGCUUUGUGAAACAUUUUGAAGAAGAGUUCCUCCCGUAUACCAAGUACUGUUUAGAACACAAGAUGUGUCAAGAUUACAUGAAGACAUGCUUCAGGGAAAACGAACUCUUCAGAACAUUUGUUGUGUGGGCUGAGGCCCAAAAGCAAUGCAAUCGUCUCAAGCUAAAUGAUCUACUAGUCAAACCUAUGCAACGCCUCACAAAAUACUCCCUCCUGCUCAGUGCCAUACUGAAGAAAACUGAAGAUGAGGAGACUCGGAAAGAUUUAAAGGAAAUGGUGCAAGCUGUGGACAAAUUUGUUCACUCAGUCGACUCCUCUCUCAGACACCGCCAUGAGCAGGAGCGUCUAGCAGCCAUUAUUAAUAGGAUCGAGGCUUAUGAAGGAGUUGACCCUCCUAAUGAGGAGUGUGUCAAGACUCUCCAAGAGUACAGUAACUUCACCCUGACGUGCCCCAUGCCUGGCUGUCUGCCACAACAAACCAGGCACCUGCUCCUUGAGAGACCCCUGAAGAUGAAGGAGGCCACGGGGAAGAUGGACGUGCAUUGUUUCCUGUUCACUGACAUGUUACUGGUUACCAAGCCAACCAAGCGUGGAGGAACAGGGGACAGAGUGAAGAUUGUCAAACCACCAAUGAGAAUUGACAAGGUGGUGGUUCAGGAACUCCGCGAUGGAGGAAGUUUCCUGUUGAUCUAUCUCAAUGAAUACCAUGUUGCCUCAGCAGCACUCACUAUGCAAACUGACAAUGUCAAGCUAUGGAUUAACAAAAUUCAGAAAGCUCAGGAACUUUACAAAAAGGCUCGAGAUGAAGCAACUGAGAAAGCGGAGAGACAGCUGGCUGUUAAUUUCUUCGAUAUUGAUGACGAUGAUGAGGCGGACUAUUACGGGACAUUGCUGAGCGUUGACAACGGUUCAAUGAGAAGCAACACAAGUCAUGAGAGCCUCACGCGCCAGUACUCUGAGGACAAUGAAGGGAAAUAUUUGCCAAAUUUAGUGGUGGGCCCCGUGGGAGGGAUGUACCUACCCCAUGCCCACAGCGAGCUUAGUCUGGACCAGAUAGAAAUGAUUUCGAACACAGGCGCUGAUCCGUGCACAAGGAUCAAGGAUUCUCGUAAGGACAGAAAACAAAGGCCAAGAUCACUGACUUAUGGCGAUCUCAUGAUGUCACCAUCUUUAGCGGCAGGGCGGCAAGACGAGGAGGCAAUGCGCUUUCUUUUUCCUGAUGAAUCGGCCUCUAUGAGAAAUUCACCAAAAGUGUCGCCAACAGCAGUACGAAGGCGUGGUCAUGUGACUAAUAAACCUGGCCCCAUCAUUAUAAAACCAUAUCGUGCUGACUCAUUCUCUGGAAGCGAAACAAAUUCUCCACAUGGUCAGAUGUCUCCAAUGGAGAAAAAACAAUUUGCAUUACCAGAUAGGCCGAGUAUUGCCUUCAACUUGGAUGAGAGUUUACGAGGCAAGUUGAACCAGCGUAGACAAGGGCGGGGAGAAAAGCGCUAUCACACGGCUGACUCAAUACAAGAUAUUAAUCGAUCUCAUGAACAUGAUAAAGAUGCUAGUAUACACAAGCGCCUCUCUUGGCAUCUUGGUACAGUUGAUAUUAAUCUUGAGGAUCGUGAGGCAAUGUUAAAAAAUAAAGCGUUCAGCUCGGAAUCGUUACGAAGCAUUCGGAGCUCUAGCGGAGUCAGCUCUACAGGAUCCCUCCAUUUGAGUCCUGAGAGCGAAAUCAGUGAAGAAUAUGAACAAGACGGCAUCCUUACCUCUUCUAAUGAACAGGUAAAACCAAAGAGAUCUGAAAGUGACAGUAAAAUGAGGCCAGAUCUCAAGGACCUGAGGUCAAGGUCAAAUGCUGUUGAAUUAGAGACCAAUGGCUCAACCUCUAAUCAGAAACUGAACUCAAACUCUAAAUCAAAAUCUCUGUCAGAUAUAAGUAGGAUCAUAGCCGAGGCGUCAUCCAGCGAGAUGAAGGACGGGAUCUCUUCGGUGGACUUGCCAAAGUAUGAGGGCCAGAAGAAGAAGUUGUCUCAUGCAGAGAUUAUGAAGAUGAAGAAGCAACUGUUGCUGAGCUCCAACGUGGAAGCCUCGGAAGUGUAGCCUUAGUGAAGAUUUUCAUUGGAAACGUGAUGGAUGCAAUGGACAAGUCACAGUUGCAGUGAAGACAUGAUGGUUGCUAAGGAAACUUCAGUUGUCAUGGAGACUAGUUUUUUUUCUAUAGAAAUCAUCUAGUUACAAAAGAAUCUUGAAAUAUGGAUAACGCCUGUUUGGUGCAUGUCUCGGCAAGAGCAAGUCAAUAAUUCUUAAUUGUGUUAUAUAAAUGUCUUUCUUUGUUAAAGAUUAAUAUGUGUAUAGGGAAUUUGAGUGGGGACUUUUUUUUUCAAGUGAAAGAUGGAGUGAUAUGUGACAGUCUACAAAGUUUUAAUGUGAUAACUGCUCUCCUUGAGGUCUAAGCUGUAAAUAUAGAUUAUAAAGACAGACAUGAGAUGGGAUUCAUCUAGAAUAAUGCCAAGAAGAUGUUAUGUUUUACUACAGUUAUGAAUGCUGCUAUUAGCAAAUCAUAUCAGGGGAACUGUGAUCGUAGUGACAGAUGUUGUUGAUUUAAUUGUAGUAGAUUCCACGUGUAAACCAUAGCGAAAUCUCUUUGAUAAGACGAUGAUUCAAAAAAGAGGACUCGUUUUACCAAAAUUCAGGAACUGUGCCUCCAGUGAAUUAUGACGCCAGUUGAUCUGGUUUGUGGACAUAUUUUGUGAGAUGAUCUAAGUACUGACACAUGCCUGAGCUUUUGUUUAAAAUUUCCAGAAUUAACAUGGGGUGAUCUCGCACAUCAAGUAUCUACGAGAUGUAUUCGGGACUGGAGUGGGUUGAGAUAAAUUGCGCUCUCACAAUGGUCUGUCUCACCUACCACAAUUUGACCGUGCGCAGCAGUGAUGGGCUCUUUUUGCCACAAUUUCUCAAAACGACGAGGUUGGAUUUAUUAUGCAUCUCAUGAUAUAAAAGAUAUGAAUAACAAACACUUUUUCACAAAAGUAGAAAUUAAAAUAUAAAAAAGCAGGUCGAUUAAUAGAACUAUUUGAAAGGGAAGAGAUCAGUAUUUCUAAAAUUCUGGAGACGGACUUAGUAAUUGUUGUUGGUGAUAAAGACAUAAUGCAGUUCUCUAGAGUGGACUCUAACCUCAUCAAAACUAUGUGGCAUGUUUGACAGAAAGAAUUUAAUUAUUACAGAGCUGACUGUGUUAUGGGAGAUGGAAAUUUUAGAGGUCUAUUUCGAAUAAGAAGCAAUAUAGGGAGGUAAAUAAAUAUCAAAUUAUAAAGAUAAUUUGUGCAUGUAAGAGGCGAAAUUCAUCUUUUCAUCUAUGGUAUCUCUAGAUUUACCCUCAUUUAUACAAAUAUUAUAUAUAAUUAUAUUGUACGCGUAUGGAACGUUUAUUAGCAAUACAGUAUGGUUUUAGUAACGUUUUUUUUUUUUUUUCAAUGAAAAUAAAUGCAUUUUUACCA
This is a messenger RNA of Lingula anatina, 5168 nucleotides long. Its product is annotated as pleckstrin homology domain-containing family G member 5. Lineage: Eukaryota; Metazoa; Brachiopoda; Lingulata; Lingulida; Lingulidae. Gene Ontology annotation, biological process: Rho protein signal transduction; endothelial cell migration. Gene Ontology annotation, molecular function: guanyl-nucleotide exchange factor activity. The record is from RefSeq and is a predicted model, not a curated record. Gene Ontology annotation, cellular component: plasma membrane; axon; endocytic vesicle.